AUGGCUGACGCCGUACCUCCUCCUCUCAUCAAUGGAAGCUGCCUCUGCGGUGCAGUCAAGUACACCGUCGCAGGAGGGCAUCCUCUCACGGUACUCUGUCACUGCAACAGCUGCCGAAAAUUCACUGGCUCAUCAUUUGGGGCCAACAGCCUGGUCGAUAGAAAGAACCUCAUCGUGCAAGACCCCGAGUCCAAGAUCUCGGUGUACAGGGCCCAGACUGCCGACUCUGGUACUUCGCUGGCCCGCUCCUUCUGCAGCGCCUGCGGCUCUUCACUCUUCGUUGCCCAUGAGAAGGAUUUUCCAAACCAAGUCGCCGUUACUUCGGGGACCAUGGAUGGCGUGCAGGGUAUCGAGGGCGCCAGCAGCGAGAGACUGUGGAUGCCCAAGCUGGAAUUCUUCUGUAAAAGGAAAGCAACGUGGUUAUCAACCAAAGGUACGACGCAGAGAGAGACCAUGUAA
Messenger RNA from Colletotrichum spaethianum, 459 nucleotides. RefSeq names its product putative glutathione-dependent formaldehyde-activating enzyme. Gene Ontology annotation, molecular function: carbon-sulfur lyase activity. The record is from RefSeq and is a predicted model, not a curated record. NCBI's taxonomy places the organism in Eukaryota, Fungi, Ascomycota, Sordariomycetes, Glomerellales, Glomerellaceae. The coding region runs from base 1 to 459 and encodes 152 amino acids. The transcript is spliced from 2 exons.